UUCUCGGAACUCGCGUCACAAUAAGACGCAGGUUUUAGGUGGGAAAAUGAUUUCUCUACUGUGUGCAAUUUUUAAUCAGAUUGCAUAAAAUCCCGUUGAGCGUAAACGCGUGUAUAGUAAAUGAAUGACAGUUUAAAAUUAGAUUUGAAUUUCGUGCCUUUUGGGUUAUUUUUCGGCAAAGGAAAAGUUUACUCCCCAUUGUUUGCUAGCUCGCUCGCGGGAGACGCUCGUCACGUAAUUUCUCGUUCAAAUGACUAUUUUCUCUUGCGGAUGUAUGUUUAUUAAGUGACGGUUAGUGUGUAACCACCUUAAAAGUGUUUAUUCAAGUACAAAGUGUCCGCGAUGCCCGAAAUCAAACUCCAGCACGUCGUGUCGUGCAGCACCGAGGACAACACUCACAAGGCGGACAACCUCCUGAGCUCGGAUACGUACAGAAAGUGGAAAGCCGCCCGAGCUGGAGAGAAGCAGACGUCAGUCAUUCUUCAGUUCGAGAAGGAGGAACAGGUACACAGCGUGGACAUUGGAAAUGAAGGCUCGGCGUUCGUGGAGGUGCUGGUGGGGAACUCCUCCUCUGUCAGAGAUCAGGACUAUGAGGUGCUGUUGGUCACAUCGUCCUUCAUGUCACCCACGGAGAGUCGGAACGGCACCAACAUGAACAGGGUGCGCUUCUUCGGACCCGGACAGCUGCAGAAGAGCACGGCGCAGGAGAAGUGGGACCGGGUGAAAAUUGUCUGCAGCCAGCCUUACAGUAAAAACAUCGCAUACGGCCUGGCCUUCGUCAAAUUCCACUCGCCUCCGGACAAGAAUGACCCUCCAGUGACAUCCCCAAAAUUGACCAAGCUGGGUCAGUUCCGGGUGAAGGACGACGCUCCCGCCUCAGGCUCCAGCAUGCAGCCCGGCAGUCUCUUCUUCAGCGCCAAGUCCAGUCCUUCCCCCAAAGCGUCCCAACAGAGUAACAAAUUGAGCUACGCUGCCGCUGCCUUGCAAGCUGCCGGGCCCGCCGCCCCAUCGUCGGCUCCUCCGUCAUCCUCCACUUCGCCACAGGCGCCCGCAAAGAAAAAGUUUGAAUUCAGCAAAGAGCGCCAGUCGGCAUCCGGACCUCCUCCCGCCAAGAGAAGCAGCCCGGGGAGCUCGCCGGAAUUCAAAGCCGCAACCGCCAAAGUCAAAACCGGCACGCCGAGCCCCGGCGCCUCCAGAGCCUCGCCGGCGACGGCAUCCGCCGAAAAGAAGCGCGAGAGUCGUCCCAAAGCAAAAGAGUGGCCGGCCAAAGGCGUGAAGACUCCCGAGCAAGUGCCCUUCAAGCGCAUCAUGGAGGGAGUGGUGUUCGUCCUCAGCGGCUUCCAGAACCCCUUCAGGGGGGAGCUGAGGGAGAAGGCGCUGGACAUGGGAGCCAAGUACCGGCCGGACUGGACGCCCGACUCCACGCACCUCAUCUGUGCCUUCGCAAACACCCCCAAGUACAGCCAGGUGAAGUCGGCGGGUGGCAUGAUCGUGCGCAAGGAAUGGGUGAUUGACUGCCAUCAAAGGAAACGGAAACUUUCCUACAAAAGUUAUUUGAUGGAUGGCGCAGAGUCGAGCUCAGAAAGCGACAUGGAGGCAGACGAGCAGAGCGAGGAGGAAGCCGGCACCAAGUCGCCGCCGAGACCGGCGCCAGCCAAUAAGCAGUCGGAGACGACCACGGUGGACGAGUACGCCGGCUCCACCGACGUGGACGACGAACCGGGCGGUGUCGACGACGACGACUCUGCCGACGACACGGAGGACGAACUGCAGAGGGUGGAGAGCGAGAACAGGCGCAAGAAGAAUAGCAAAGCGCUCAAGCGGGAAGAGGAUCCCUACGCCGGCUCCACGGACGAGAACACGGACGCCGAGCAGGAGCAGGAUCGGCCCAUCCCGGACCUGCCCGACUACCUGGACGGGAAGCACUUUUUCCUCUACGGCAAGUUCCCCAACAACGAGAGGAGACAACUGGCGCGCUACAUCACCGCCUUUAACGGCGUCCUGGAGGACUACAUGUCGGAGGCGGUGCACUUUGUGGUGACGGGCGAAGGAUGGCACGACUCUUUCGAGGACGCCCUGAUGGAGAACGGCAACCUGAAUUUCGUCAAGCCGGCUUGGAUCUACGCCAUCGAGCAGCGGCGGAAGCUGCUGCCCUACCAGCCGUACAGCGUGGUGCCCUGAAAACCACGCCCCCGCCUCUUUCUCGUCUCUUUUGCUGGUUUGACUCCGCGAACUACACUCGCUUCGGUGAGAUGUUUUCCUGCAAAGGUGGCAUCGGCAUCGACGCGAGAUUGUUUGUUUGUUUGUUUGUUUAGAGAAGACUUCAACUGGCCCGCCUCAGGUGAGCCUGAUUGGUCGGGGCUGCCGAGCGGCGGCGACGAUAAGAUGCUCUUUAGGGGGUGUUCGCAAAGUUCCAGAUUUGGUUUUGUUUUGGCGGGGGGGUGGGGGGGGGGGUUUCGCCUCCACUUUCCUUCCAGAGGAAGAUUUGAGAUUCGAUCAAAGUGGCUUUUGUAAUCUUUUUUUGUGUCACGUAGCUCGCGAGAAA
Molecule: messenger RNA, 2545 nt
Organism: Hippocampus zosterae (dwarf seahorse)
Lineage: Eukaryota; Metazoa; Chordata; Actinopteri; Syngnathiformes; Syngnathidae
Product: DNA repair protein XRCC1-like
Exons: 17
Coding region: 343-2181 (612 amino acids)
Biological process (GO): base-excision repair; double-strand break repair via nonhomologous end joining; single strand break repair
Cellular component (GO): nucleus
Molecular function (GO): damaged DNA binding
Source: RefSeq, a predicted model, not a curated record